AUGGAAAGUGAUAAAGCUGGAGCCCCAGAAGAACUGAAAAUGAAACCAGAUAAACAAGCAGAAACACAUGAAGGUGAUCCUAAUGAGAGUCCACUAUCACAGGUUCUGUCCAGCCAUGUGACUCCCCUGAUACCAGAGUUCUUGGAUCCAGCCCUCACCCAGGAGAAGGCCUUCGACCAUGACAGCAACAAACAACACACACCUGCAGAGGAGUCCAAAGUUCCACAGCCAGAGGACACGUUCCUCCCUGAGCAAGGUAGUGACAUCUCCAGUUUCUCAGCAAAAGUCAUGCAACCCAAGGACGGUGAUACCCCCAAUACCUCAACAAAAAUCAUCCCACCUAAUCAGGGUGACACACGCAGUUCCCCAGGAAAAACCAUCUUGUCUAAAGAAGGUAAAACCCCUAAUUCCUCAGGAAAAAACAUUCUAUCAAAGCAGGUUGACACCCCUAAAUCUUCAGCAAAAAACACCCUGCCCAAUCAGGCUGACACCUACAAGUCCUCAGCAAAAGCUAUCCUGCCCAAGGAGGUUGAUACCCCCAGUUCCUCAGAAAGCAACACCCCACUCAAGCAGGAUGACACUCCGAGUUUCUCAGAAAAAACGAUCCUGCUCAAGCAAGCUGACACACCCAUUUCCUCAGCCAAAACCAUCCAGCCAAAGCAAGACACAACCCCCAAGCUCUUGGCAAAAACCAUGUCACUUACAGAGGGUGAUGUCCCUAAAUCCUCAGAAGAAACCAUCCAUCCAAAGCAGGGUAAUACCCCCAAGCUCUCAGCAAAAUUCAUUUCACCCAAGGAGAGUGACAUCUCCAACUCCUCAGAAGAAAACAUUUCACCAAGGCAGGGUGACACCCCCAAACUUCCAGAAGAAACCAUCCAACCCAAGGAGGGUGAAACCCCCAAGUCCUCAGAAGAAACCACUCAGCCUGUAGAAGGUGACAUCCCAGCAGAAGAAACAGUGGAGCUCUUGGAGGUUGACAUGGUGAAAGUGAUCCUGAACAAAGAGGAUUUUGAGUUGGCGCUCAAGGAGGCCGGAGAGAAGCUAGUGGCUGUUGACUUCUCAGCCAUGUGGUGUGGGCCCUGCAGGGCCAUCAAGCCCCUUUUCCAUUCCCUGUCUGUGAAGCAUGAGGAUGUAACAUUCCUGGAAGUGGAUGUUGAUGAGUGUGAGGAGGUGGUGAAAGACCAUGAGAUCACUAGCAUUCCAACCUUUCAGUUUUACAAAAAAGAAGAAAAGGUGGGUGAAUUUUGUGGCGCCCUUGAGGAAAAACUCAAAACAAUCAUUGAAGAAUUAAAGUAG
This is a messenger RNA of Artibeus jamaicensis (Jamaican fruit-eating bat), 1296 nucleotides long. RefSeq names its product thioredoxin domain containing 2 (gene TXNDC2). Bases 1 to 1296 code for a protein of 431 amino acids. The record is from RefSeq and is a predicted model, not a curated record. Lineage: Eukaryota; Metazoa; Chordata; Mammalia; Chiroptera; Phyllostomidae. The transcript is spliced from 2 exons.